This is a messenger RNA of Onychomys torridus (southern grasshopper mouse), 3998 nucleotides long. RefSeq names its product gasdermin E (gene Gsdme). The record is from RefSeq and is a predicted model, not a curated record. The transcript has 10 exons. Gene Ontology annotation, biological process: programmed cell death. Bases 374 to 1873 code for a protein of 499 amino acids. Gene Ontology annotation, cellular component: cytoplasm. Lineage: Eukaryota; Metazoa; Chordata; Mammalia; Rodentia; Cricetidae.
GAGGCAUCUGUGGCCAGUAGGAUACAGCUCAUCCUCACCUCCCUCCGCUGGAGCAGAUGCUUCAGCCAAAGCCUGACCUGGGCAGUUGGCAACCUCCCUGGUAUCCCCGGAAGGAAGAGAGGCAGUGUCUGUCAGCAGCUGCCUCCGGUGCUGCCUGGAGCGCCUCUGCCGCCAGGGUCCCUGAGUCCCGGGUCCAGCCCCGCCUCCAGCGCGGUGCACCAGCUUGUGGCCCUGCUGAGACUCCCUGGGGCAGGACUGAACAAAGGUCCAGGCCCGCCCUGCUCCUCUCCCUGAGAGUGCCGGGAACGCGCCUGCAGGAACCGAGCACGUGCAGGACCGAGCUGCAGCGCGCGGGUAAUCCGAACCUGACAAAAUGUUUGCCAAAGCGACUCGGAAUUUCCUUAAAGAAGUCGAUGCUGGAGGGGACCUGAUCUCAGUCUCACACUUGAAUGACUCAGACAAGCUGCAGCUCCUGAGUCUGGUGACCAAAAAGAAGAGAUACUGGUGCUGGCAGAGACCCAAGUACCAGUUUUUGUCUGUCACCCUGGGAGAUGUUCUCACAGAGGGGCAAUGGCUCAGUCCAGUGGUUGUGGAGUCAGACUUCGUGAAAUAUGAAAGCAGGUUUGAGAACCAUACAAGUGGGAGCAUCGGGACAGUUGUGGGGAAGGUCAAGCUGAACGUUGGUGGCAAAGGCCUGGUGGAGGGUUGCUCGUCAUUCGGAACGCUGAGGAAGCAGGAAGUGGACCUGCAGCAGCUCAUCCAGGAUGCAGUCGGGAGAACAGUUAAUCUGGACAACCCAGUGCUCCAGCAGGUGCUAGAGAGGAGGAAUGAGGUCCUGUGUGUGCUGACACAGAAGAUUGUGACCACGCAGAAGUGUGUGAUAUCUGAGCAUGUGCAGACGGAGGAGAAGUGUGGCGGCAUGGUGGGGAUCCCGACCAAGACUGUGCAGGUGUCAGCAGUGGAGGACGGGACCAUCAUGAAGGACACCAGUGUGGUGCUGGAGAUCCCUGCUGCCACCACCAUUGCCUGUGGCAUCAUCGAGCUGUAUGUGAAACAGGAUGGCCAGUUUGAAUUCUGUCUCCUGCAAGGGAAACAUGGUGGCUUUGAGCACGAGAGGAAAGUUGACUCUGUCUACUUGGACCCCUUGGCCUACAGAGAAUUUGCAUUCCUGGACAUGCUGGAUGGGGGUCAAGAGAUCUCUUCCCAAGAUGGGCCACUGCAUGUUUUAAAACAAGCCUCUGUACACCUGGAGAGGAGCUUCCAUCCCUUUGCAGUGUUACCUGCAGAGCAGCAGAUGGCGCUGUCCCAUCUCCUGCAGAAAGUCCUGUUUGAUGAGGAACUCCUUAAGGCCCUGGAGCAAGUGUGUGAUGAUAUGGCUGGUGGCCUCUGGUCCUCGCAGGCUAUAUUGGCGAUGAAGGAGCUAACAGACAGUCAGCAGCAGGACCUCACAGCCUUCCUGCAGCUGGUGGGGUGCAGGGUACAGGGUGAGCGUCCUGGCCCGAAGGAUGAGGUCAGCAACCAGAAGCUCUUUGCAACAGCCUACUUCCUGGUCAGUGCACUAGCAGAAAUGCCAGAUAAUGCCACAAUUCUCCUGGGGAUGUGCUGUAAACUCCACAUUAUUCGUAUGCUGUGCUACCUGCUCGACACUCUGUCUGAUGACAGAGUAUGUGAUUUUGAAGACCCCACCUUGGCUCCUCUGAGAGAUACUGAGAGGUUUGAGAUUGUGCAGCGUUUGUUUGCCUCUGCUGACAUUGCCCUGGAGAGGAUGCAGUUGUCCAUCAAAGCCACCAUCCUGAAGGACUCUUGCAUCUUCCCACUAAUUCUUCAUAUCACUCUAAGUGGACUUUGCACUCUAAGCAAAGAACACGAGUAAUGUCUUUGUCUGUCAGAAGUAUGUGCUACUGGCCAAGGCUGGGUACUUUUUAGAACUGAGAAAAUACUUUUGGAUUUUGGGCUAAGAAUGUUGACUUUCCACACUGAUUUUGUGAAUGGUUUAUUUUUAUCAGAGGCAUGCUGUGCCAACAGACAGUGCCCCCUGGUGACCAUGGUAAUCCAAAAUCUGAGUCAUUGAGGGAAGAGUCAAGGGCUUUUUACUCGACUCAUCUGUCACCUGUUUUUUUAUAACAGGAGUGAGUGGAAAAUCAAAAGUCUGAGACUUCAACCUUCUUCUUAGGCUACGAAUGCUACAGGAAAGCAAUUUCUCUUCUUUCAGACAUGCUGGGAACUUCAAAUGCUACUUGAGUACAUGAAACAAAAUUAUAUUAAGGAUGUCUGAUUUUACCCACCUCAACAUGGGGAUUUAGAUAUAUUCCUUUUAUUUGACUUUGUUAUGCUUUGAUGAACAUUCUAUGUCUGGAACAAUUCCAGUGCAUUCUGGGAAUUUGUCACAUGUUGCAAUUUCUAUCAAAGGAAAUUCUAAACCAUGUAUAGUUUGCUAUUUAUUCUGUUUUGAUGUCCUUCUGCUUCAGCAGUCUUGGACAGUCUCCCCAAGCCUCCCGAUUCCACUGAAAGUAUUUGUUAUUGUAGAUCAGACCCAAUACCUCUGGGCAGAAGCAGUAGGGAGAUACAUGUUAGCAUGUAGUUUCCACCUCCUCUUUGCCCAUGAGGCCCCUUCAGAUUAUAAGGAAGAGUACCAAAAAUGAAGUAAAACGAGACUCCACCUCACACACACAGCUAUCUUUUACAGGGCUAAAGUUGUACCAGCAGCACUGCUCAGAAAUAAACUGAUCAUAAAUUAGGAAAGAAAUGCAAGUGUGUAGUUGCAUGAAGUUGGUACUGUGACUCGUCUAUUUCUAACAUCAGACACGAAGAGCAAGCUAUGGACAGAACAUAUAUGAAUCUACAGGCAGAAAACACACAUGUAUGGGCAUAGGAAUGCAUGUCUAGAGUUCAGGAGAAACCUAGCAGUGGUGCAUUGCAAUUCAGGGACUUUUGAGAUUGAAACAAAUGGCAAAAAGAGUUACUUCCUUUCUUUUAUAUUCUGGUUGGAGCUUUAUAUUAGCCUUCUCAUGAUGGGUCAUAUAAAAUAGAAAGUAUGAAAGGGUGACUGUUGUACAAGCAUGGGAUCCUCAGUUGGGUCCCUGGCACAUAUGUAGACUGCCAGGCAUUGUGAUCACCUCUGUGAUACCAUCACUGGAAGGCAGAGAUGCCAGAUUAGCCAACCAGCGAGCUGCAGAUUCAGUCAGAGAACCUGUAUGGGGGAGAAAAACAAAAAACCUGGAGAGCAAUAGAGGAGAAAUCUCUAGCCUCUACGUGCACAUCUGAACACACGCACACACACAAUGGGAAAAAAUAAACAAAAAAAUUCUUCUGGAGACACCAGAAACACCCUAAAGUAGCAUGUUCCUAAACACGAGGUACAGAAUCCUAGAAACCAGCAGGGGAGUUGCAAAGGACACUUCUGGAAAGCCUUCCUGCUGGACAAAGCCACACUACUGUGCUUUGGUGGGUGCCUGCCCUCUUCCUGCAGGCCCAGUGUGAAGCUGCAACCCACAGCAGGGCUGCUUGCUGAAACACAGGAUUUCUCUUUCCUGGGCAGAUGGGAAGUGGCCAGAGGGACUCAUGCUAUCUAAGCAGAGUCUUUGUUUCUUGAUUCUGGAUUUUAAUCUUCCCCAACUCUGAAAUCCUUUUCUAUGAAAGCCACCAUCAUGCACCCAGCCAGACUAGAAACAGCAGCAAAGGGAUCUUGGCUGAAAAGCAGAGGCAGGUGAAAAUUUAUUUAGGUGGAAAAAAUUUACAUCAAGGACUGAAAAAAUCCAUUUAAAUCAAAGCUAAUGCAAUAUCCUGCGGUUUUAUCUCUUAGUUCUACCUGUAAAUGAAACAUUGCCAAUUUUUCCAACAGCAAGUAUUUCUUUAAAUGCACAAAAAUAUUUUAUCAGGAAUAUGUAACCUCACAAACUGAAUACUGUAAUAAUUUAUAAUUGUAUGCAGAAAUAUGUUGAAAGAUUGUUUCUGAGACAUCAGUACUGUAUUAUAGGAAAUUAAUGUAUACAAGGACA